Messenger RNA from Rosa rugosa (rugosa rose), 702 nucleotides. RefSeq lists its product as uncharacterized. The transcript has 2 exons. The record is from RefSeq and is a predicted model, not a curated record. The coding region runs from base 1 to 702 and encodes 233 amino acids. NCBI's taxonomy places the organism in Eukaryota, Viridiplantae, Streptophyta, Magnoliopsida, Rosales, Rosaceae.
AUGGAUUUUGAGAAAGAGUACUUGGAUGCUGUUUUGGUCACAGCUGGGCUUCUGUUCAUGUUUCUUUACCACCUCUUCCUCCUGUACCAAUACAUCCAUGACGCCACCAAAACAUCCAUCGGUUACGAAAACAAAGACAAAGAAACUUGGGUUCAAAAGAUCUUGAAGGUCACUGAGGGUACUAAUGAUGAUGCAGUUGGGGACAAUGUUAGCACAGGACUUAGUGUGAUUUCCUCAAACACAAGCGCAACCAUGACCUUAGCGUCAAUCUCCUUAACUCUCUGCGCUGUUAUCGGAGUCUGGAUUGCAAGUUCAACCAAUAAGUUCUUCCCAUUAGAAAUGGUUUACGGCAACACAAGCGAGUCAAUCAUUUCUAUCAAGUACUUAUGCCUGUUGAGCUGCUUUCUCCUUGCUUUUUCGUUCUUCGUUCAAUCUGCAAGGCACUUUGUCCAUUCAAACUACCUAUUGAGCACUCCAGGAGCCACGAAAGAAGAGGAUGUGGAAAAAGUGCAGAAAGCGGUUGAAAGAGGAAGUAUCUUUUGGUCAUUGGGACUCAGAGCACUAUAUUUUGCUCUUAAUUUUCUGCUGUGGUUCUUCGGGCCUAUACCAGUGUGUGCUUGCUCUAUUGUAAUGGUAUUUGUCCUGUACUGCCAUGAUUUCAGGAAGGACUCGAAACCGUCAGAUAGUCGAAAGAAGGGAUGA